Penaeus vannamei (Pacific white shrimp) is the source of this 550-nucleotide messenger RNA. RefSeq lists its product as uncharacterized. The record is from RefSeq and is a predicted model, not a curated record. Gene Ontology annotation, molecular function: chitin binding. Gene Ontology annotation, cellular component: extracellular region. Lineage: Eukaryota; Metazoa; Arthropoda; Malacostraca; Decapoda; Penaeidae.
UCGUAUGUGAACUUUCAACGUGUCCUCCAGCUGCAACGAAGGCAAAUGCAGCUGCUUGUGGAGUAUAUAAGAAAGCAACUUGGCUCUUAUCGACCCCACACACACAACGGAACGGUCCACGCGAUGAAGUACACGCUGAUCUUGGUACUGGCUAUUACCGGAGUCCUCGCCGACGACUACCGGUUAUGCGACCAGUCCAUUUCUGAUCAAUGUCCUGCGGAAGACGGAGAAUACCCCGUGUUCUUCCCCGACCCUGAGAACUGUGGCGCCUAUUGCGAGUGCUCCGGUGGCAGCGCCUGGCACCUCCUGUGUGGGCCUGGCACUCUCUGGGACACCGAGACCAAUCUUUGCAACUGGAGUGACCAGGUCGACUGCCAGGGCCGCCCCGUCGUUGACCCUCCGACCUUCCCGCCGCUCACAACGAUAAUGGAGUAGCGGGUGAAGGGAAAAGAACAUCUGCUUUUCAACUAAGCGGAUAUUGUUGCAAAAGCGUCGCGAGAGAAAUGCCGUGAGGGGAGUGGAUGGAAGGAAAUAAAUGAUGGAGAUAGGA